Stegastes partitus (bicolor damselfish) is the source of this 3689-nucleotide messenger RNA. Its product is annotated as cyclic nucleotide-gated cation channel beta-1-like. The transcript is spliced from 36 exons. Gene Ontology annotation, molecular function: intracellularly cAMP-activated cation channel activity; protein-containing complex binding; intracellularly cGMP-activated cation channel activity. Bases 66 to 3689 code for a protein of 1207 amino acids. The record is from RefSeq and is a predicted model, not a curated record. Gene Ontology annotation, biological process: monoatomic cation transmembrane transport; retina homeostasis. Gene Ontology annotation, cellular component: intracellular cyclic nucleotide activated cation channel complex; plasma membrane; photoreceptor outer segment. NCBI's taxonomy places the organism in Eukaryota, Metazoa, Chordata, Actinopteri, Pomacentridae.
GAGGAGCAGUUUUAUGGAUCUCACCCAGGUCAAUAAAUGGUGGUCGAGGAACACCCAGCCUCAGGAUGUUGAGCUGGGUGGUCAAAGUUGUUCCCCAGCCUCCUGAGCCUCCUCCCAAAAAAGUCGACGAGCAGAAGGAGGUGAAACCAGAGGCCCCGCCCCCUGCCCCCGCCCCGGCUCCAGCUCCGCCUCCUGUUGUUGAGAAGAAGGUGACGUUUCAGGAUGAGUGUAAAGUGGAAGCUCCAAAAGCUGACAAACCAAAGCCGGAGGCCCAGGCAGCGCCGGGGAACGGCCCGGUGCCUGGUUCCCAGUCCGGCGUCCUGACGUGGAUCAGCGGCGCUUUGCCUCAACCUGCCGUCUCACCGAAGCUGAGCCGAGCCAACUCCACAGCCACAGAGGAACCUGCACCUGCCAGGAAAGGGAUGAUGGCUUGGAUCUCUCAGGGUCUGGAGAAGGUAGUUCCUCAGCCUGAUCUGAAGGCCAAAGAGCCCAAAGAGCCCAAAGACACCAAAGACACCAAAGAGACCAAAGAGACCAAAGAGUCGCCGCCUGCAGCCGAGCCACCGGUCGAGGUGUGUCAGAAAGCAGCUGCACCAGCUGCAGAGCCUCCGAUGGCGGUGGUGGAGGUGGAGUCAGACAAGGAGGACAGCAAGCCUUUCCCUCCCAGGAUGAUGGACUGGAUCAAACAUGGGAUAGAGAAGGUGGUUCCUCAGCCAGAGAUCCACAUCCGCGCAAAGAUGGAUGGAAACGAGAAGACCGAGGCUCCAGCUGCAGCUAAAGCUGAAGCUCCAGCAGCUCCUGCAGCCUCCAAACCAAACACAGACACAGAGAAGUCGACCAAAGAAGCAGAGCAGCCGCCCAAUAUGAUGGGCUGGAUCGUCAACGAGAUCGGCCGCAUGCUGCCUCAGCCCGUCCCCAAGGCGGACGCAGGAAGUGACGACGUGCAGACGAUCAGCAUCCCUCAGACGGGGACAGACCUGAUACUGGAGGACGUGGACGAUGAAGACAAGGAGACCAAGAAGCAGAACAAAGAGAAGAAGCAGGUGAGGCCGACAUAUCUUCAUACAGAAGAUGCAGCGACGCAGGAGGACCAGCUAACUCCACUGAUGGACAGCAUCAAGAGGGAGGCUGGAGAGGCUGUUCUGGCCCACAUGGAGGAACGGCUGCAGCAGGAGCGUCUGGAGGCGGCUCGCGUGGCCGAGGACAUGGCCAGGAAGGCUGCAGAGGAGGCGGUCCGACAGCUGGAGGUGGAACAUUCAGCCAAGAUCGUCAUUGAAACGCUGCCAGAGCCCAACGAACAACUUCCCAACAUCCAGGAGGAGGAGAACGAGGACGAUCCAGAGUUACAAAACCUGCAGGAGGACAGUGAGGACAGCACAGACAAUAUGGGUCCUGAGGAAAGUAAAGUAACAGAGGAGAAUAAGAAAAGCACUGUUGAGGAGGAGAAAAUACCUCAUGAGUGCCUGCUAGACGUCUGUCCAGAACCGGCCAAACCUCCAUCUCCACCCGCUGAGGAGGUCGCGCCUUCUUCCACUGAUGUCGAACCAGCAUCAGAGAGAAGAGACCUGGACAGUCCGACUCCCCAACCCAUCACCCAACAGCCAGAAGCACAAGCUGCAGAAGCUCCGCCCACCGCCGCAGACCAGAGCUCUGCAGCACCCAAAGCUGGAAGUGGAGUUCCCGACAUUUGCUCUCCGAUACAGAGCUUUCUGCUUCGGUUCCCUCUCGCUGCUGAGUGUCUGGAGAGCUGCAGGAAGCUGAUGCAUGAUCAUAACCUCAGUGCUCCCCGGCUGUCCAUGAACCCGCCGCCAGAGCUCACCCAGCUGACCCAGGAGCUGCAGCAGAUCCCAAAGCAGGCGCACCAGUGCUCAGGCCUCAGCAAAGGUUCGGCUCUGAAGGUGGAAGAUGCUGGAAAAGGAAAAGGCCUGAACAUCCCUCAGAUCAUCACGACUCCAGAACCAGACACUCUGACAGCACCGGACAUCAGUGCUGGAGGUGACCUGUCUGCAGAUGAGGACGAUGUAGAGCUGCAGCAGGUCGGUCUGAAGACUUUGUCGGAUCAAGCAGACCUGCUGACUGCAGACGACGAGGGGCGACCUCUGUCAGCAGCCAGCGUCGGCAGCGUCGUGGUCCAGGACCGACUCAACGAGCUGGUGAGGCUGUUCAAAGGUCGGACGGAGCGACAGAAGGAGCGGCUGGUCGACCCGGACGAGUCGGAGGAGGAGAGUCCGUCCGCCUGUACGUACAAGUUCACAACACAGCUUCAGAGUCCUCGUAACGGAAUGGACGUCAUCAGUCUGUUUCCGAUGGAGAUAUUUUAUUAUUUCACCGGAGUGAACUCUCUGCUCAGGUUUCCUCGACUGCUGAAGUACAUGGUUUUCUUUGAGUUCAAUGACAGAAUGGAGGCUGUGAUGAAGAAGGCCUACAUCUACAGGGUGAUCCGGACCUCCACCUACCUGCUGUAUUCUCUGCACAUCAACGCCUGCCUCUUCUACUGGGGCUCCGACUACGAAGGACUCGGAUCCACCAAGUGGGUCUACAACGGAAAAGGAUUCGCUUACAUCCGCUGUUACUACUUUGCUGUGAAGACCCUGAUCACCAUCGGAGGGCUUCCGGAUCCGACCACCGUCUUCGAGAUCUGCUUCCAGCUCAUCAACUACUUUGUCGGCGUCUUUGCGUUCUCCAUCAUGAUCGGUCAGAUGAGGGAUGUCGUCGGAGCAGCGACUGCCGGUGAGAACUACUACCGGGCCUGUAUGGACAGCACCGUCAAGUACAUGAACUCCUACAACAUCCCCAGAGAGGUCCAGAACCGGAUCAAGACCUGGUACGACUACACCUGGAAGAGCCAAGGCAUGCUGGAUGAACAGGAGCUGCUGGUGCAGCUUCCUACUAAGAUGAGGUUGGACAUCGCUGUGGACGUCAACUACGCCAUCGUCAGUAAAGUCGCCCUGUUCCAGGGCUGCGACAGGCAGAUGGUGUUCGACAUGCUGACGAGGCUGAAGUCUGUCGUUUACCUGCCCGGAGACUUCGUCUGUAAAAAGGGGGAGAUCGGCAGGGAGAUGUACAUCAUCAAGCAGGGCGAGGUCCAGGUGGUGGGAGGUCCUGACCUGCAGACGGUGUUCGUCACCAUCAGAGCCGGCUCAGUGUUCGGAGAGAUCAGUCUGCUGGCGGGCGGCGGAGGAAACCGGCGCACAGCCAACGUGAAGGCGCACGGAUUCGCCAACCUCUUCAUCCUGGACAAGAAGGACCUGGCAGAGAUCCUGGUCCACUACCCCGAGUCCCAGAAGCUCCUCCGGAAGAAGGCCAAGACGAUGCUGACGAAGGACAAGAAGCCGGACGAGAAGGAGGGCAAAGAGGCGCUGGAGGUCAUCCCGCCCCGACCGGACACCCCCAAACUGUUCAAGGCGGCGCUGAAGGUGACGGAGCAGGUGGGCAUCGAGGGAACCUUCUCCAAGCUAAAGGCGGUCUACAAAUCAACCGACAGCCCGACACAGGCGUCGCCCGCCAUGGCUCCGGUCCCGCCUCCAUCUCCGAUGCACCGGCGCUCUCCGGUCCCUCUGAGUCCGGCGCCACACGACGGACACGACAUGGUGGCGGAGACGGCGGACAGCUCGGUGGUCAUCAGGAUGACGCCGCGGCAGGAAGGGGAGGAGCUUCUGUCCGUGGAGGUGCCGGAGAAGAAGGAGUGA